This is a messenger RNA of Parathielavia appendiculata, 639 nucleotides long. RefSeq names its product P-loop containing nucleoside triphosphate hydrolase protein. The record is from RefSeq and is a predicted model, not a curated record. The coding region runs from base 1 to 639 and encodes 212 amino acids. Lineage: Eukaryota; Fungi; Ascomycota; Sordariomycetes; Sordariales; Chaetomiaceae. Gene Ontology annotation, cellular component: Golgi apparatus. Gene Ontology annotation, biological process: intracellular protein transport; protein localization to Golgi apparatus; Golgi to plasma membrane protein transport. The transcript is spliced from 2 exons. Gene Ontology annotation, molecular function: GTP binding; GTPase activity.
AUGUACCACCUCGCCAAAGGCCUGUAUCGGCUGGCGACAAGCAAGGAGGAAUACUCGGUCCUCCUCCUCGGCCUCGACAACGCCGGCAAGACGACCUUCCACGAGCAAGUCAAGUCCCUCUUCCACCCAGACAACCCGUCGCCCAAACUCAAAACCGUCCCGACUGUCGGCCAAAACGUGUCCACCAUCGUCCUCCCGGACAUGUACCUCAAGUUGUGGGACGUGGGCGGGCAGCUGAGCCUGCGUAAGCUGUGGCAGAGCUACUACGCGAGCUGCCACGCCAUCGUCUUCAUCAUCGACAGCACCGACAUUGGCGACGGCAGCCUGGAGCACGACAGCUCCGGCCGCCUCGAGGAGUGCCGGCUGGUGCUGGAAGACGUGCUGCAGAACAGCGAGGCGGAAGGCGUGCCGCUGCUGAUAUUGGCGAACAAGCAGGACCGCGAGGACUGCGUCGAGGUGGUGCGCAUCAAGGAGGGGCUGGUCAAGCGCGUGUUUGAGGGUGAGAAGGCCGGCGGGAUACGCGACUCGAGGGUGCUCCCCGUCUCGGCGCUGACGGGGACGGGAGUGAAGGAGGCGGUCGACUGGGUGCGGUCGAGGGUCAAGUGGAAUAAGGAAAGCCGGCCGCCCGUUAUGAGAUGA